Molecule: messenger RNA, 873 nt
Organism: Tachyglossus aculeatus (Australian echidna)
Lineage: Eukaryota; Metazoa; Chordata; Mammalia; Monotremata; Tachyglossidae
Gene: MED11
Product: mediator complex subunit 11
Exons: 3
Coding region: 58-411 (117 amino acids)
Biological process (GO): regulation of transcription by RNA polymerase II
Cellular component (GO): mediator complex
Molecular function (GO): transcription coregulator activity
Source: RefSeq, a predicted model, not a curated record
CAUUCAUUGAGUAGUACUUAUUGAGCGCUUGCAGAGCACUGUACUAAGGGUCGCGACAUGGCGACUUACAGCCUCGCGAACGAGCGGCUGCGGGCCCUGGAGGACAUCGAGCGGGAGAUCGGCGCCAUCCUGCAAAGCGCGGGGAACGUGAUCCUGGAGCUGUCCAAGGAGAAAGCCAACGAGCGGUUCCUGGACCGGCAGGCAGCGGCCUUCACCUCCUCCGUGCAGCGCGUGGAGGCCGAGCUCUCGGGCCAGAUCCGCUACCUCACCCAGGUGGCCACGGGGCAACCCCACGAGGGCUCCAGCUACUCGGCCCGGAAAGACUGCCAGAUGGCACUGAAGCGGGUGGACUACGCCCGGCUCAAGGUGGGCGAGUUGGCCUGCACCUGCGAGCAGAUGCUGGAGACGUAGCGAGCUGGGAGGGACCCCCGGGGCCCGCCCACCCCACGGGCAGAGCCAGCUCCACGGACCGCUGGGAGUGGGCCGGCGGCUCCCUCGGACUGGACGCCGGAGGCCCCGUCCCAGUUGGACAGAGGUGAGGCUUGGAGAAGUGGGGCCAACCUGAUGCCCCUUCCUUCUUGGACCGAGCCUGGGAAGUGGAAGCUGGGGAUUGGGUGGGUCACUUCUCCCCAGUACGGACCAGAGGCUGGAGAGCGUCUGGCCCAAAGCACCACCGAGCCUGACCCCUGUCCUGGGCACCCCGGGGCGGCCCGCUGACUGGUAAUAAAAUAGGUGUAGCCAGGUUUUCGUUCGCCCCGUGUGAAAGGAGGGGCUGUGGCAACUGUGGCAGGAGGCAGACAUUGCUAGUGGGAAGCAAUGCAUUGCUCUUAAUCCCCAUUCUGUAAAAUGGGGAUUAAGACUUUGAGCCCCAUG